AUGUUUACUGCUCCUGACGACAGAAAGCAGCAUCCAUUACGACCAGCACAAGUGGUCGCCGCCCACGCAGGGCGCAUCUUCGGAGCGGCUAACGACCAGCGGGAGCAGCUCGCCUGCCAAGUGGCGGCCCGCGGAUUUACGGCACCACAAAACAAGGCCGACGUAAAAUCGACUGGACAGGAGGUGAAGAAGGUUGUACACUUUAAAAAGCAGCUAUACCAAAAGUUGCUCGCCUGUAAGACAGAUGAAAACUGGAAGGAUUACCGAGAAGCUAGGAAUGCAGCAAAGAAGGCAGUUGCGGCAGCCAAAUCAGCCCACUUCAGCCAAGUCUCCCAUAAACUAGAAACUCCUACCGGAGAACGAGAAAUUUAUCGACUGGCGAAGCAGCGCAAUAAACAAGCUGCAGACAUUGAAAAAUUCUGUGGAAACAAUGAUGAAGAAGGCAAACUUAUCAUCAACAGCAAGAAAGUAGCAGAGCGAUGGAGGAAAUACUUUGAGGAAGUCUGCAAUGAGGAGUUUCCACAUUCUCCAGUUCCAGUGUUAACUCCAGUAGAUGGACCCAUUGCACCGGUCACCAAGGAUGAAGUCUAA
Schistocerca piceifrons (Central American locust) is the source of this 591-nucleotide messenger RNA. RefSeq lists its product as uncharacterized. Bases 1 to 591 code for a protein of 196 amino acids. The transcript is spliced from 2 exons. The record is from RefSeq and is a predicted model, not a curated record. Lineage: Eukaryota; Metazoa; Arthropoda; Insecta; Orthoptera; Acrididae.